UGUGGCCUGUGUCUGGGCUCGUCAAGUUGAGGUGGCGAGGAGAGGUCUGCAAAACAAGAGGCUGAGGGUUGCGUUAGCGGUAAACCAGUUCUCGCCGGAGCUUAGGGAAGGAAGUAACUUGGUUAGGCCCUGAGGGAAAAGCUUGCGCCGGGUGCGGCGAGUGGCGGCAGGCGCGCGACCUGGAAGCGGCGGGGCUUUUCUGUCAGCGAGGGUUUGGAGGGCGCACGGACGGCGGCGUCUCUCCGAGUCCGGAGCAGCGGUGGACGCCGCGCCGUCAGCAUGGGCAAAGGAGACCCCAACAAGCCGCGGGGCAAGAUGUCCUCCUACGCCUUCUUCGUGCAGACCUGCCGCGAGGAGCACAAGAAGAAGCACCCCGACUCCUCGGUCAACUUCGCCGAGUUCUCCAAGAAGUGCUCGGAGAGAUGGAAGACCAUGUCCGCCAAGGAGAAGUCGAAGUUUGAAGACAUGGCCAAAAGUGACAAAGCUCGUUAUGACAGGGAGAUGAAGAAUUACGUUCCGCCCAAAGGGGAUAAAAAAGGGAAGAAGAAAGACCCGAAUGCACCCAAAAGACCACCGUCUGCCUUCUUCCUGUUUUGCUCUGAGCAUCGCCCAAAGAUCAAAAGUGAGCACCCCGGCCUGUCUAUCGGAGACACUGCCAAAAAGUUGGGUGAAAUGUGGUCUGAACAGUCAGCCAAAGAUAAACAGCCGUAUGAGCAGAAAGCCGCCAAGCUGAAGGAGAAGUACGAGAAGGAUAUUGCUGCCUACCGUGCCAAGGGCAAAAGUGAAGCAGGAAAGAAGGGCCCUGGUAGGCCAACAGGCUCAAAGAAGAAGAAUGAACCAGAGGAUGAGGAAGAAGAGGAGGAGGAGGAGGAAGAUGAAGAUGAGGAAGAAGAGGAGGAGGAUGAAGAAUAAACAGCUGUCCUGUAAUAUGUGUGGGGUGUGUGUGCUCAGGCAAUUGUUUUGCUAAGAAUGUGAAAUUCAAGUGCAGCUCAACAUUAGCAUCAGUAUAAAAAAUGUACAGAUUUUUGUAUAGCUGAUGAGAUUCUUUGUAGAGAAAAUACUUUUUUAAAAAUACAGGUUGUAGCUUUUUUGACGGGCUACUACAUAGUUAGAUUUUAAAGCUUUUGAUGUUGAAUGUUCCUAAAUAUUUAAUGGUUUCUUUAAUUUCUUUAGGUAGCACAGCAAACUUCAUAGGAAUUUGUAUUACUAGUAAAUUUUGGGUUUUUUAGGAUGUUGCAUUUUUUUUGUUUUUUAAAAAAAAUUUGUAAUAAAAUUAUGUAUAUUA
Molecule: messenger RNA, 1285 nt
Organism: Nannospalax galili (Upper Galilee mountains blind mole rat)
Lineage: Eukaryota; Metazoa; Chordata; Mammalia; Rodentia; Spalacidae
Gene: Hmgb2
Product: high mobility group box 2
Exons: 6
Coding region: 280-912 (210 amino acids)
Biological process (GO): regulation of transcription by RNA polymerase II
Cellular component (GO): nucleus
Molecular function (GO): DNA binding, bending
Source: RefSeq, a predicted model, not a curated record